UCCCUCCCAGUGCCCCACCUCCACAUACCGGCACCUUGGGGUUACUAUUUCAACACAUGAGUUUUGGGGAAUGGAAACAUUCAGACCACAGCAGGCAGGGAGAAGGAUGGAGAAACAAGUCAGUGUGCAAGAUGGGACAGACAUUAAUGCCGAGACAGAGGAAAAGCGGGGAGAGGCGGAGGGCGAGAGAGACAGAGAGCAGGGGGCACACCACGGAGACAGCGCCAGCGUCUGGAGGCAAGAGAGCUGGAGGAGAGACGAAGGGGCCGGCGGUGUGGAGACACAAGACAGCGUGCUGGGCAGCUCCAUGUCUCACAGAGACAUGCCACAGGCAGCCAUGGGGAGGGAAAAACGGGGCCCCGGGUGGGCAGGCCCCAGUGGCGCUUGUUCAGCCUAGCCUUGUGCCCACAGCCUACAAGGAGAAGAUGAAGGAGCUGUCAGUGCUGUCACUCAUCUGCUCCUGCUUCUACACACAGCCGCACCCCAACACCAUCUACCAGUACGGGGACAUGGAGGUGAAGCAGCUGGACAAGCGGGCCUCUGGCCAGAGCUUCGAGGUCAUCCUCAAGUCCCCUUCUGACCUGUCUCCAGAGAGCCCUAUGCUCUCCUCUCCACCCAAGAAGAAGGACACCUCCCUGGAGGAGCUGCAAAAGCGGCUGGAGGCAGCGGAGGAGCGGAGGAAGACGCAGGAGGCGCAGGUGCUGAAGCAGCUAGCGGAGCGGCGCGAGCACGAGCGCGAGGUGCUGCACAAGGCACUGGAGGAGAACAACAACUUCAGCCGGCAGGCGGAGGAGAAGCUCAACUACAAGAUGGAGCUCAGCAAGGAGAUCCGCGAGGCGCACCUGGCCGCACUGCGCGAGCGGCUGCGCGAGAAGGAGCUGCACGCGGCCGAGGUGCGCAGGAACAAGGAGCAGCGAGAGGAGAUGUCAGGCUAAGGGACCGGGACGGGCGGCGCCCAUCCUGCGACAGAACACGUUCGGGUUUUGGUUUUGUUUCGUUCACCUCUGUCUAGAUGCAACUUUUGUUCCUCCUCCCCCACCCACGCCCCCAGCUUCAUGCUUCUCUUCUGCACUCAGCCGCCCCGCCCUGUCCUCGUGGUGAGUCGCUGACCACGGCUUCCCCUGCAGGAGCCGCCGGGCGUGAGACGCGGUCCCUCGGUGCAGACACCAGGCCACCAGGCCGGGCGAGGCUGGGUCCCCUGGGGGCCUUGUGAGAGAGGUGGUGGUGACCGUGGUAAACACAGGGCGGUGGCGUGGGAUCGCGGGUCCUUACGCUGGGCUGUCUGGUCAGCAUGUGCAGGUCAGGGCAGGUCCUCUGAGCCGGCGCCCCUGGCCAACAGGCGAGGCUACAGUACCUGCUGUCUUUCCAGGGGGAAGGGGCUCCCCAUGCGGGAGGGGCAAUGGGGGAGGGGGGUGAUGGUGCCUGGGAGCCUGCGUGUUAAGCGGGAGCUUGUUGAACUGGCAGGCAGGUGGGUGGGGGCUGCAGCUCUCUUUAAUGUGGUUGCACAGGGGUCCUCUGAGACCACCUGGCCUGAGGUGGACACCCUGGGCCUUCCUGGAAGCCUGCAGUUGGCGGCCUGCCCUGAGUCUGCUGGGGAGUGGGCAUGCUCUGCCAGGGGCCCAUGAGCAGGCUGCUGUGGUCUAGAGGUUGUGGGCAGCAUGGACAGUCCCCCACUCAGCAGUGUGAGAGUUCCAAAGAGCCUCUGGCCCAGGCGCCUCCGUGAGACAGCCCCGCCGCCCUCCCCACCAGGGCUUUGCGGAUGUCCUUGAAAGACCUGCCCUAGAGCCCUUUGGAGUGCUGGCCCCUCCUGUGCCCUCUGCCCUGGUGGAAGUGGCAGCCACAAGUCCUCCUCAGGGAGCCCUAAGGGGGAUCUUGUGGGACUGCUGCCCACAGAUUCAGGUGUUGGAAGGGCAGCGGGUAAGGUUCACAAGCCACCCCCCACACCCUUCCCACUCAGCACCCAGAGGGGGCUGUGGGUUGAGGCCUGACUCCAGGCCUCUCCUGCCCACACCUUCUGGGCUGGGUUCCUUCUCUCCCUUGGAUGCCCAGUGCUGGCCUUGGAGGAUGGUCAUCUAGAGGACGGGGGUAGGGGAGGCUGUCUUUGUACCACUGCAGCAUCCCCCACUUCCCCACGGAAGCCCCAUCCCAAAGCUGCUGCCUGGCCCCUUGCUGUAAAAUGUGAAGGGGGCAGCUGAGUUCCUUAGGACCCAGAGCCAGGGCCCUCAGCUUCCAUCCUGCAGGAGGCCUUGGCCAGGCACUGCGAGCGUCUUCCAGGGCCACACCAGGGACUAUGGGAGGAUCCUGACCCCUGCAGGGCUCAGGGGUCAGCAGGGACCCACUGCCCCAUCUCCGUCUCCCCACCGAGACAGCCCCAGAGGGAGCAGCCAGCUGGGAUGGGAACCCAAGGCUGCCCACACGUGGCUUUUGUGGGACUCAGAAAGGGAAGCAGAACUGAGGGCUGGGAUUCUCCUCACGGUGGCAGCUCUCGUAGCGAAAGCCUAGUGUAAUAUGCACCCAUCUCAUCCACGUAGUAAAGUGAACUUAAAAAUUAAAUCAAACGAACAAUAAACACCUGUGUGUGUAAGACA
Molecule: messenger RNA, 2588 nt
Organism: Piliocolobus tephrosceles (Ugandan red Colobus)
Lineage: Eukaryota; Metazoa; Chordata; Mammalia; Primates; Cercopithecidae
Gene: STMN3
Product: stathmin 3
Exons: 4
Coding region: 57-935 (292 amino acids)
Biological process (GO): regulation of microtubule polymerization or depolymerization; microtubule depolymerization; neuron projection development
Cellular component (GO): cytoplasm; neuron projection
Molecular function (GO): tubulin binding
Source: RefSeq, a predicted model, not a curated record